UCUGACACGCACUUCUCCUUUGGAAACACGACUACCAACAACUUUCUUACGCUCCUUUCGUCUUCCUUUGCUGGCUUCCGGACUCGAUUUGUUGCGUCUCGCUACCCUUCCACACCUCUUACCUCGCCAUUCACCGCCCUAUUUUAUUCCUGGGAUAUUCCUUUUGCCCUAGCGCUGCCGUUUUCCGUUCCUGGUCGGUUUGCGCAACCUAGGCUGUUGUAUCCUACCCUCUGUCGACUCGAAUUCCCUGCAGUCAUCCCAAUAUUGCCGGAGUCUGCCUCGUGGCGCGCACAUCGCGUACACCCUUUGUGUGUAUCUGGACGCCGGAGAGAAACGAUUGCGACACCUGCCAGUGCUGGAGUUGAGACAGCACCACAAAACCGGGCCUCUACGUGCCCUGAGGCGCUGCAUGCCCACCUAUUCUAUCGAAAUUCGAACAAUUAGAGUCAAUCAUGGGUGAUUACUCAUACCAAUCGUUGGCAAACCUGGGGCCGCAAGGCCGGUGGCGUCGUGUCUUGCUCGUCGCCAUGGUGCCAAUGGUGCUAGCAUUUAUUUACUACAGCACUCCCUCCUCAUACAUACCUGCUGGUCUUUCUUCUUCACCAUAUCCACAUACCCAAAAUGUAACCCUACCACAAGACGAUCUAACCAUGUCGACGAUAAUAAAAGCCCUCUAUGGCCCCGUAUUACACCCAAUAGAUGCCCCAGAGUUCACAGAUGAAGAUGGAGAUGUAUACCGGUUAUCCGGAGAACCGAGAUUUAAGAGCAAGCUGGGGAAGAAGGUCCUUAUCUUGGAUAUUGACAGUAGGCCCUUGACGGAGGAGGGCCAGCUUAUGAACAAGCACUUGAAGUGGAAGGGCAUGCGGUCACUUUCCGCCGGUAUGCUGGGUCAUUACAUGUUUGCUCAAAUACACGGUUACGACUACAAGUUUAUCCGCGCACCCGACUAUGAAGACCGCUGGGGCACCUGGGUCAAGGUACCCAUGAUGAAAGAAGCCCUCAAGACGCACGAAUACAUUGUCUUCAUGGACUCAGACGUUAUGUUCCACUACCCGCACCUCCCUCUCGAAUGGCUCCUAAACUACUGGAACAUGACCGACGACACCCUUGCCAUGAUGUCCAUCGACCCCAACGAGCCCCAAAACUAUGACUCAAAGGGUAACCGCUACCUCAACACGGGCUUCGUUAUUGCCCGCCAGAGCAAGCGCACCCAGGAAAUGUACAAGGCCUGGGCCGAGUGCCCCUCGGAAACCCGCUACAAGGGCUGCGCAAAGUGGAAAAAGGGCUGGGCCCACGAACAAGCCGCCUUUGGAAACUACCUCCGCUACGAUUACGAUCGUCCAGACGAUAUUCGCGUCUUGCCUUGCGUCGAGGCUAACGGUGCGCCUGAAGCGGAGAAGAGGGGUGGUUGCAAGGGCGUUUUCGUCAGGCACUUCUGGGUCGACAAGGGACUCGUGGCGAAGAGUCUUGCCGAUAACGUUAUGCAGUAUUUCUUGCCGAGACUGCAUGAGACAUAUCUGGCAUCGUCGAACGAACACAUUGUUGAUGCCAAGGGAUAUAGGCUUGAGGGCGCGGAGCUGAUUGAGAUGACGGAUGCGGAGAAGGAGGCCGCGAGGAAGGGCAAGGGCAAGAAUCAGAAGGAUGAGGGAUGGUAGUUUUUUUCAUUUCUAUCAUUCUUUUCCUUCUUUUCUUUGACUCCUUUUUCUUUCUCAUUUUUUGUUUACCAACGUUUUGCCCUGGGUAUGAUAUGUGCGGUUUUUCUGAUGAGCAAAUAUUUAUAGAAGAACGGGAAGUGGCAGAUUCACCAUGUCUGCAUCUUUCUUGUUUUGCAUGUAUGUACGUUUUUGGGGAGGGAGGUUGGUUCUGACGGCUUCUUUUUUUCGGGAGUUUAAGUCCUAGGAUUACAUAAUAUGUAUGAAAUCAAUUGGGU
This is a messenger RNA of Bipolaris sorokiniana ND90Pr, 1930 nucleotides long. RefSeq lists its product as uncharacterized. NCBI's taxonomy places the organism in Eukaryota, Fungi, Ascomycota, Dothideomycetes, Pleosporales, Pleosporaceae. Gene Ontology annotation, cellular component: Golgi membrane. Gene Ontology annotation, biological process: protein N-linked glycosylation. Gene Ontology annotation, molecular function: glycosyltransferase activity. The record is from RefSeq and is a predicted model, not a curated record. Bases 453 to 1655 code for a protein of 400 amino acids. The transcript has 3 exons.